This is a messenger RNA of Phascolarctos cinereus (koala), 1201 nucleotides long. It is a transcript of the gene TCTA, whose product is annotated as T cell leukemia translocation altered. Lineage: Eukaryota; Metazoa; Chordata; Mammalia; Diprotodontia; Phascolarctidae. The record is from RefSeq and is a predicted model, not a curated record. Gene Ontology annotation, biological process: osteoclast fusion.
ACGCCGCGCUGGGCAUCACGGGAGCCACAGGGCUAUAAAAGACCCGGUUACUAUUUUGUGCUCCCGAGUCACCCACUCUAUAGGUAGCUUGGGGGUGGUGGUGGUGUUUAGCAAUUGUGUGCGCGUGCGUGUUUUCGUGUCAUCCGUUCUACUCCACCUUUAACUGCCACCUCUUUGCGCAUGCGUUAUGCCUUUUCCUUUUCGUGCUGGGAUGAUAGGGGCUGCUUAAGCCGUCUGAUAUUUCAGCCGUGCCCUCCAGAAAACACGGCGCCUGCGCAGUAGCCGCUGCAGUAACCGCCUCCGGGGCAAGGUGGGUGAGCGUGAAGUUGAUUAGCAUGGCGGCUGAAUCAGGGUCUGAGCCGGGCUGGGAAGCCCUGCCCACGGCCGUCCUGGGCGCACUGAGCACACUGAGCAGCGAGUUCCUGCGCGAGUGGGAGGCGCAGGACAUGCGUGUGAUCUUCAAGCUGCUGCUCUUAUGGCUGGUGCUGAGCCUCCUGGGGAUCCAGCUGGCCUGGGGGGUGUACGGAAGCACCGUGACUGGCCUGUAUCACCGCCCGUCCUCGGGUCUGGGAGGCCAGAAUGGCUCCACUCCAGAUGGUUCUUCCUUGUAUCCUCCGUGGGAAACUUCAGAAAACGAAUCAAUCAAAACCCAUCGUGAAUGAGGGAAGAAGGUUUCGCAGGCCUGACUUUCCUGCUGCCUCUGCACCAGCAGCCUGUCUCUGUUGGAUUCCUAUCUGCCAAGGGUCCCAGUGACACUUAGCAGUUGGGGUUUGUUUCUGGGGAGAUACCAUUCAAGGGAAUGGUGUGGGUUUGAGGAAAGCAGAGGAAACAAUACUGGAGUCACAUCCCAGAAAGUCUCAUCACUUCCUCCCCCCGUUUUCCUUUCUAGAGAUACUUUCCCCUACUGGGGAAAGGACGGGCCCUGAGACACCCAACCCUAGUGGAAGCAUGGCCUGCCUGACAUCUUCUUGCUAGCCUUCUCUCCCUUGUGGCCACCAGUUGUGGUCCCUUGACAGCUGACACCUUGGGGCAACCCAUGCCUGGAAUGGUUCCAGGAGGUGGUGGAAAGAAGGAUCCUCAGCCUUGCUUUCCUUUUCCAGUUAAGUCCUUUUCAAUAAGGCUGAGACUUACAGCCAGCACUGUCACAGUGGGGUGCUACCAUUAUGAGGUAGCUUUGGAUAAAAAACAUUUCUGCUGUGCA